AUGGCUUUUCUUAAGAUUGCAAUUGUAUGCUGUGCACUUAUUUCCGUAAUUGAAUGUGGAUUAUUACGUGCAGCACCUGUAGCACUUGCACCAGCGCCAGUUGCUGCAGUACCUUUGAACACAGAAAUCGAUCCACAUCCACAGUACGCUUUUGCAUAUAACGUACAGGAUGCCUUAACCGGUGAUAGCAAGAGCCAACAAGAAGUGCGUGAUGGUGAUGUUGUGAAAGGCUCCUACUCAGUUGUGGACGCUGAUGGUUCCUUACGUACCGUUUUCUAUACCGCUGAUCCUAUAAAUGGUUUCAAUGCUGUCGUGCAACGUGGUCCAGUUCCUGUUGUACCAGCUAGACCUGCACUAGCUGUAGCCGCAGCACCUUUACCUGCACGCAUAUUCUAAACA
This is a messenger RNA of Teleopsis dalmanni, 399 nucleotides long. RefSeq names its product larval cuticle protein A2B (gene Cpr64Ab). Lineage: Eukaryota; Metazoa; Arthropoda; Insecta; Diptera; Diopsidae. The transcript has 2 exons. Bases 1 to 396 code for a protein of 131 amino acids. Gene Ontology annotation, cellular component: extracellular matrix. The record is from RefSeq and is a predicted model, not a curated record.